Messenger RNA from Colossoma macropomum (tambaqui), 3454 nucleotides. It is a transcript of the gene phactr1, whose product is annotated as phosphatase and actin regulator 1. Lineage: Eukaryota; Metazoa; Chordata; Actinopteri; Characiformes; Serrasalmidae. Gene Ontology annotation, molecular function: actin binding. Gene Ontology annotation, biological process: cell motility; stress fiber assembly. The coding region runs from base 426 to 2123 and encodes 565 amino acids. The transcript has 13 exons. The record is from RefSeq and is a predicted model, not a curated record.
CGUCUUAAGCACGGCAUACAGCUCAACGUCACUAUGAUGAUUUCGAAGGGGUGCUAGUGAUGCUACCGUUAUGCAGCCACCGCUACAUACAAACAUAUUUAAAGAAAAUUAAUCCGCGGAUAAUAAUAAAGUCUAGAAAUAUGACACAGUGCUAAUGGCGUCGACACGGAGCUGGAUUUGAAAGAAAGUAAAACGAGAAACGUGGCUCAUAUCAGAGGGCGUGUGAGUGUGUAUAUACCCUACUCCAUCGUACGCAGGUGGACCAUUUUCGUGGCUGACGUCGGAGGUUCAGCCGCUGGGACGGGCGGGCGGAUCUUCGGCAUGGAGCGCGGGCUGCUGUCCCGCGGCCUCUCCGCUCAGUCUGUGGCAGCGGCUGCACAUUUUUAGACCCAGAUCUGGGGCACAGAGUUCCGUUAACGGCCUCCAUGGCGUCCCGGCUCGCAGCCCGAGCUCGAGAGGAGCCAUCUUCUGCACUCAUGUCGGCGGAGAAGCCGCGUAAACGGAGAGCAUUCAGCGUGGCGCGAGCGCGGCUGCCGCAGCCUGCGGCGCCCAAUAACAACAACACGCCCUUCAUGAUCUCCGGACAGAUCAAGCACAUGUGCAGCAACUGCAGCCGAGGAGACGCGGAGGGGGCUGAGCGACUGGCUGCAAUGCGCUCUGAUUCACUGGUGCCAGGCACCCACACUCCGCCCAUUCGGAGGAGGAGUAAGCUGGCAACCCUGGGGCGACUCUUCAAGCCAUGGAAAUGGAGGAAGAAGAAGAGUGACAAGUUCAAACAGACAUCUGCAGUCUUGGAGAGAAAGAUGUCCACACGGCAGAGCAGAGAGGAACUGAUAAAGAGAGGCGUCUUAAAGGAGGUUAACGAAAAAGAGGAGGUAACAGUAGACAGUGGUCAUGUUUGUGUGCCUGACAUGGACAGACUUACAGUCAUUAGUCCUGUAUCUGAGACCCAGGAGGCCAGUGGGAGUGGAACAGAAAAUUCAAUGCCAGGGGAAACAGGGGUGUGUCUUACAGGCCACACCUCCAAGCCAUCUCCAGCCACACCCCCUGUGAAGCCCAUGCCAUUGCCAAGUGACAUUUUGGACGUGCCGCAUACCAAACCAGCAGUGCUGAAGCAGCCACCUGCCUUACCUCCUAAACCUUACAGCAGAAUACCCAACCAUUUAACAGACACGAUAGGAAAACUCUCACCACCGCUCCCUCCAAAAAAAGUGAUGAUCUGUGAGCCGGCAUCUUCUUUUCAGCUCAAAUGCCUCCAGCCCCUGAACACACACCUGCACACACACUCUCUCACACACUCACAUCCUCUGCAGUAUGCUACACUCCCUCUCUCCCUCCAUCCCCCCAGCAGCAUCAUCGAAGAACUCAACAAAACACUUGCGCUCACUGUGCAGAGACUGGAGAGCUCGGUGCUACAGGCUGUACCAUCAGUGCUGAUGGAGAGCGAAGAGGAGAAGGAGAACCGAGACGCAAUACACACACCUCUGCCCAAUGCACACACACUCACUGCUCACUCCACCAACACCCUCGUGCCCAGCGCACAUAUGUACAGCACACACACGCAUGAAGACGAGGACGAAGAUGAGGAAGAAGAUGAUGACUCUUUGUUUACAAGCACCCUAGCUCUGAGGAUCCUUAGGAAAGACUCACUGGCAAUAAAACUGAGCAACCGGCCAUCUAAGAGAGAACUGGAGGACAAGAACAUUCUGCCCAUGAUGACUGACCAGGAGAGGCUAGAGUCCAGACAGCAAAUUGGCACUAAACUCACACGGAGGCUUAGCCAGAGACCAACUGCAGAGGAACUAGAGCAACGAAAUAUCCUAAAACCACGUAAUGAGCAGGAGGAGCUUGAGGAGAAGAGAGAGCUCAAGAAAAGACUGUCACGAAAGUUAAGUCAGAGGCCUACAGUAGAGGAGCUGAGGGAGGCAAAGAUCCUCAUUCGGUUCAGUGAUUAUGUGGAGGUGGCUGAAGCUCAGGACUACGACCGACGGGCAGAUAAACCCUGGACACGUCUUACUGCUGCCGACAAGGCUGCCAUAAGGAAAGAGCUCAACGAGUUCAAAAGCACAGAGAUGGAGGUGCACGAGUCAAGUCGACAUCUAACCAGGUUUCACCGACCAUAGUGCUGACUGCUGAGCAGCAGCACAGGGCAUUACCAAUGACCACAAAUUCCCCAUUGGGGUUGUACUGAGUCUCUGGUCUGGGAAUGUGCUGGGAUCAGCCCAUAAAAGGGGUUCUACAGUGGGACUAAAUGCAGAGACUGCGCUGCCAUUCUGAUCUGAGAUCAGGAGAAGAUAUGGAUCUGCUUGUGAAAGCCCCAGAGCACUAAAGCCCAAGACAACCUGACCUGCCUUCACUGACCAGUUCAGACUCUCAUGAUGUAUGUAUGUUUGUAUGCUCUGGCUGAAAGUUUCAAUUCAGUGUUCUAUUGUGCUCUGGCAGUACACGUAAAUAUGAGUGAUUUUAUUCUGUGCCAACAACCUUUGAAGAUAGAAAGGAAGUGGGUGUAAAUCUGUGCACGUGGCCCUGUACUGGGAAUAAUCCAACAUGUGUGAACAGGAACAACACAGAAACAUGAGGGAACUUUAAUACAAGUUGAAGAACACUAUCAAACACUAUCUUACAUCCUGGAAUAUUAUCUGCCUUUUAUUUACAUUUUCUCUCUCUCUGGAGUUUAUUUUACCUCUGUGAUGACUGAUGUCCUUUUCUGAAAACAAAAAAACAAAAGAAUAGGAUGCUUUCAUACCAUUCUGUCUAUGAUGAAGGAGAUCUCCCGUUUGACUGACAGGACUGAGCAAUAAUUCGUCUGAGUAACGUCUAGUUUUGAUGCACAUCAUGUCUUAAUUUCAUUGUUGGUCUUAACUGUCAGGCUGCUACUGAGGGACUCUCUGGUUUGCAGCCCUUUUACUUCUGCUUUUUUUUUGUUUGAGAAAGUUUCUGGUAGUAGACACGUGCUAAAGCUGGGCACUCCAAUGAUGUGCUCCACAGAGGGUGUGAGGUAUCAUUUGGAACACACCCACUGUCUGUCUCAGCUCUGUUUACAGGGUGCGGCAUUGCCUAACCCAGGCAAAAACAAUGACUCGCCAAUGUUUGUGACAAAAAUAAUUUACCAUAAUAAUAUUUUUAUUUUAGAUUUUCAUUCACACAAAACUUGUCAAGGUAUACAGUUUGUGAAAAUAUUUUACAUCCCUUAAAUAUUUCAAUCCACUUUGAUAUAGAGCAUUAAAUAGGCACUGGUGAGAGCAAGCGUCCAUAUGGGUCAAAGUAAGAGCGGGUUAAGUAAUGUUAAGAGUGGUGCGUUUUGUUUACAGUCUUGCUGUAAUGCUCCUCUCCUCUGCUGCUAUGGGACUGAGAGAAUCCAUGAAAGGAGGAGGUGCAUGUCUUGUUCUAACAUAUUGUUGCUCCCUGGAUGAUGUAUGCAGUUUCUGAUGUAAAGAGAACUUAUUAAAAAAAA